CAAAAAUCGAUAGCUUAGUGUGCCACCACUGGAGCUCACAACAAAAUUUCAAAAACUUCGUAACUCAGAGCAUUUCUUAACCGUUUCGGACCUAAAGGAAACCAGUGCCGCUUGCCAUGCAAUGUUAUAAACUGGCCAGCAGGCGCAGCUUAUACAAUGCACGGGUGCUCCAGGCGGAUCACAUCGGGGACCAGCAGCAUCGCCAUAGUCCGGAUCUGGAAACGGCCCGCCAGAAUGCCCAGAUAGUGGUCAUUGGAGCAGGACUCGCCGGCCUAUCGGCAGCCCAGCAUCUUUUGUCGCACGGCUUCCGGCGCACCGUAAUCCUGGAGGCCACCGAUCGCUAUGGCGGCAGGAUAAACACGCAACGCUUUGGCGACACCUACUGCGAACUGGGCGCCAAGUGGGUGAAGAUUGAUGGCUCUCAGGACUCGAUGUACGAGCUGCUGCGCAACACCCAGGGAUUGGGCAAGCAAAUCAAGCAGCCAGAGCGACCCAACUACGUACAGGUGGAACAGGAUGGCAGCCACAUCAAACCAGCCAUGGUGGAACUCAUCGACACCCUAUUCCGGCAGCUCUGUCGCGGAUUUAAGCUUUCCGAUAGAGUAAAAUCCGGUGGAGACCUGCAGUCGCUGGACAAUGUAAUGAACUACUUUAGGUCCGAAAGUGAUCGCAUCAUUGGCGCCUCCUUUCAACAACCAGAAGAUCAGUUGGCGGCACGCGAGAUCUUCCAGUCACUGUUUAAGGAGUUCGGCAGCAUCCUGGGCUGCUGUCUCGAGUAUGUCAAUAUCGAGCACAUAACCAAGUGUCCAGUGCAGCAGGAGCAAAGGCCGCUUUAUGUGCCCACCGGACUGGACAAUGUGGUCGAUGAUCUCAUCCAUCAGUUGGACAAGGAGCAGGUGCAAACCGGCAAGCCAGUGGGCCAGAUACAGUGGACACCUGCGCCAAUGAAAAGUGUGGGCUGUCUGGAUGGCAGUUUGUACAACGCUGAUCAUAUUAUUUGCACCCUGCCACUGGGCGUAUUGAAAAGCUUUGCGGGCAUCUUGUUCCGACCCACGCUGCCGCUUGACAAGAUGCAGGCGAUUCGUAACCUGGGCUUCGGCAAUCCACUGAAGAUUUAUCUCUCAUAUAAGAAACCCAUUGUACGCUGGCUGAAGGGAAACCUACGGCCCCUGGGAAUGCUGGUGAAUCCGUUGCUCGAUCAGCAGGCGGAACGCAACUGGACGCAGCAGGUGGUGGAGAUCAGCCAGGUGCCCAGCAGUCAGCAUGUGCUGGAGGUGCACGUGGGUGGCGGCUACUACGAGGAGAUCGAGAAGCUGCCCGAUGACAAGCUGCUGGAGCAAAUCACCGAGCUAUUGAGGCGUUGUAUAAGCAAUCAUCUGGUUCCUUAUCCGCAGGAACUACUGCGGUCCAACUGGAGCACCUCCGCCUGCUACCUGGGCGGUCGUCCCUACUUCUCCACCAACAGCAGUGCCCGCGAUGUCCAGCGUUUGGCUGCUCCACUCGGGGAGAGGUCACCAAGUUUACUUUUUGCUGGCGAUGCGACUUCGCUGAAGGGUUUUGGAACCAUCGAUGCCGCAAGGUCCAGUGGCAUACGCGAGGCACAACGCAUCAUUGACUUUUAUCUGAAUAGCAAGCACUGCGUUUAAAAAUCAAAAUUGGCUACAAAAUAUUGUACAAAGUAAGAGCACAGAAACUCUAGUCAAAAUUUAUAGUAAUAUUUUGUUGUAUUUUUAAGCAGAAUACAUAUGUUUUAAUUAUGCGUAAAGCGUUAACAAUAAAAGCAUUAACAACAUCAA
Messenger RNA from Drosophila ficusphila, 1796 nucleotides. Its product is annotated as protein anon-37Cs. NCBI's taxonomy places the organism in Eukaryota, Metazoa, Arthropoda, Insecta, Diptera, Drosophilidae. The coding region runs from base 117 to 1646 and encodes 509 amino acids. Gene Ontology annotation, molecular function: polyamine oxidase activity. The transcript has 2 exons. The record is from RefSeq and is a predicted model, not a curated record.